AUAAAUGACGGAGAAAAGGGGAAAUUAUUUCUUUCUUCAGAACAAAGAAAAAGCGAAAAAAGAAAACGGGGCCUAAAAAUUACUAACUUAAUUGUAACACUGGAACAACAAACAGAACUAAAGAAGAACGAUUGAGACUUGUUCCUCUCUGCCUCUGAGUUUCCGAGUUCGAGACUCAGUUGAGAUGGGUCAGGAAUCGUUCAUAUACAGCUUUGUUGCUCGCGGCACGAUGGUGUUAGCUGAGUACACCGAGUUCACGGGAAACUUCCCGGCGAUUGCAGCUCAGUGUCUUCAGAAACUUCCGUCCUCCAACAACAAGUUCACCUACAGCUGUGACCACCACACCUUCAAUUUUCUCGUCGAAGAUGGUUACGCAUACUGUGUUGUUGCCAAGGAAUCUGUUAGUAAGCAGAUAUCUAUUGCUUUCCUAGAACGUGUCAAGGCGGAUUUUAAGAAAAGAUAUGGUGGAGGAAGAGCGGAUACAGCUGUUGCCAAAAGCCUCAACAAGGAAUUUGGACCAGUUAUGAAGGAGCACAUGAAGUACAUCAUUGACCAUGCAGAGGAGAUUGAAAAGCUAAUUAAAGUGAAGGCUCAAGUUUCAGAAGUUAAAAGUAUUAUGUUAGAGAAUAUUGACAAGGCUAUGGAUAGAGGAGAAAAUCUAACUGUUCUUGCGGAUAAGACAGAGACAUUGCACUCACAGGCCCAAGACUUCAGAAAGAAAGGAACACAAAUCCGUAGAAAGAUGUGGUAUCAGAAUAUGAAAAUUAAAUUGGUUGUUCUUGGGAUAUUGUUGUUUUUGGUCCUGGUUAUCUGGCUUUCAGUCUGCCAUGGAUUCAGCUGCUCAAACUAGCAAAGAAUGAGCAAGUUUGCGGAUAGUUUUUGAAUUGAUGUUGUAAAAGCAAUUUAGCAAGAAUCUGCUUAGAAAAAGGAAAGGUUAGUGAAUGGAAAAAGUUUCCUACCUUCUUUGUUGGUCGAUAAUGAUAUAUGAUAUAUAGUUGGAAAUCCAAGAGUGGGGAAGGGUUGUCUUGUAUCUGUACUGGACUUUAUGCCCUUGUCAAACAAAUUGUAAUUUUUUAUCUCAUUUUGUUUUCUUUUCUUUUUUUUUUUAAUCUUUAAUACAUGAAAGAAAAAAUAUUAUCGAA
Molecule: messenger RNA, 1142 nt
Organism: Arachis stenosperma
Lineage: Eukaryota; Viridiplantae; Streptophyta; Magnoliopsida; Fabales; Fabaceae
Product: vesicle-associated membrane protein 724
Exons: 5
Coding region: 185-850 (221 amino acids)
Biological process (GO): vesicle-mediated transport
Cellular component (GO): membrane
Source: RefSeq, a predicted model, not a curated record